Molecule: messenger RNA, 368 nt
Organism: Teleopsis dalmanni
Lineage: Eukaryota; Metazoa; Arthropoda; Insecta; Diptera; Diopsidae
Product: putative sodium-dependent excitatory amino acid transporter glt-4
Exons: 2
Coding region: 84-365 (93 amino acids)
Biological process (GO): L-glutamate transmembrane transport
Cellular component (GO): plasma membrane
Molecular function (GO): glutamate:sodium symporter activity; L-glutamate transmembrane transporter activity; neutral L-amino acid transmembrane transporter activity
Source: RefSeq, a predicted model, not a curated record
AGUUUCCAUUAACUAUAAGUCCUUAAAGUAUAAGCACAGAUUUUUCCCAAGACGGGUCAGUAUAUACAUAUACAUUCUACAAAAUGUCAAGACCUAGAAACGAAUCCAAGUUUCGCUUGUUCAUGCAAGAGAACUCGCUUACAUUGUUCACAGUCACCGGUGUGUUCAUUGGAGGUUUAAUUGGCUUUAUCAUUAAAAAUAGCACAGGACCCUGGACAAAACGAGAAAUUAUGUAUAUAUCGUUUCCAGGAGAACUUUUCUUGCGUAUGCUAAAAUGUUUAAUUGUACCUUUAUUGGUUUCGUCCAUCACAAGUGCGAUAGGUGGUCUUGAUCUGAGCAUGUCAAGUAAAAUUGCUUCGAGGUAAGUA